AUGUCGUCGCAGGCAAUUGCGACGUCGACAAGAGGUCUGCCAGAUCCCACAUCAUGGACCGCUCCUUCGAAUCUUCACCCCAGCGGCAGUGACUCUGACCACGAAGAUGAACUAAAACAGCAGCAGACCAACCCAUCCAUGCCAAGUCGUUCUGCCUGGGAUGAAAUAGAUAUUCAACAACGGAAUCAGGCUGUGGGAAAUCUGCUCGCGGCUCUUGCUCCCAACAGUCCAACCAAACCCCAAACCCAGACCCAGACCGCAACUACGCCUACUAGGACAGACAUGGUUCCUCUACCGGACCAGAGUCUUGAAGGCCCUUGUGAAGCCACGGAGACCAAAACAAAUAACAGUUGUGUAGAGACAGAUCCGGAUAUCUUACUUCCUCCUCUCCCCCUACAAAAUCACGACGACUUCCUCACUGCCAGCGGGCUCCCUCCGUUACCUUCUACGUUACCCAUGGAUCCCCUUGGGCAACCUUUGCCACUUCCUGCGGGACCAAGCGGUCUGUUAACAGCAUAUAUGAACGAAUCUCAACCACCGACUGCCUCUCAUAUCCCACUCCCGGAACGAAGGGAAAUCGAAGCAUUUGCAAAAAUUGAAUUUGAGGACGGGAACUACUACAUCACCACUUAUGCGUGUGAACUAGGCAGGGAUGCUUUUGCAUACAGGGCAGCCCUCGCCAAGGCCGAAGAAGCGCGCCAGGCCGGACAAGACCGUGCACAGAGCUCGAGCGGGAGACGGUCAGGUCUGUCGGAGGGCGUACCACGACCUGGCGACAGCCAAGUCCAAGGGAGUGUUGUCAGUGAAGCUGGUGGAUUUGGCGGCGUCGAUGAUGGCCUCGUUAUGGAAAACGAAAAGGGAGAGGAUGGUCACCCAUUACACUCGCACUCGUCUGAAAGGUCUGCUGGUAGUGUCGUCAAACCUCAGGAAGUGCUCUACAAUCCCCCUCUCGCUCCUUUCGACUACCAUAAGAUGGCAGAACGUCAAGCACAACUAGAGUACGGCAACGAGCAGGAGCCAGAUAAUGAACAGCCAGCGCCAGUAACCGCCGACCAUAUCCCGGACGCCCACAAUUGUCCGCUCAUCCCUAUUCACGCAAUGCGCAAUCACCAAAAAUCUGAGCUGGAAAACCAUAAAAGCAUUUCGCGGCGGCAUGUCAAGAUUCAGUGGGAUUUCGACAAGGAGCGCUUCCAGAUGAAAGUCAUGGGUAGAAACGGUGCUUUCUUGGACGAUGUAUAUCUACAACGCGGCCAGACACGACCUCUCCGUGACGGUUCAAAAAUACAGAUCUCGAAUGUCUGGAUGACUUUUAGGCUGCCGAAACAAGAAGCCGAGUCGUCGAGCGACCUUUCAGGCCGGGAGGAAGUUGAACAGAGCCCUUCCCAGCCCCGGAGCACUUCGCCAACGUCGAACGAACAAGACAGGAGCGCUUCGCCGUCAAAGACUGGCAGGAGCAAGACCAAGAUCAUACUGAAUACCAUCGAAAGACCAUCAGCGGCGAUUCCAGAGCCUAUUCUUGGACCCGAUGGCCAGCCCCUGCCUCCGCGUAGACGAGGGCCUGGCAGGCCGCCAAAGGAUGGAAUCAUGUCCACUCGAGAAAGGAAAGAGAGAGAGAAGGCGGCCAAGCUUGCGGAAGCAAAAGCCGCCAAUGGAGGGAGAACUCCUCCACCCGUGAUGCGAGGUUCCAAACCUCCCAGACCUGUUACCAUGGAGGAGGAGACGGCAGCCGAACCCAAACCAGAGAAGAGGAAAUACAAGAAGCGAAAGCGGGUUGGAGAAGACGGUGACAUUGUCCAGUCAAUUGAGGGUGGUGAGGUCGACGUGCCUAGCGAGCCCGAGAGACCGCCGCCGGUCAAGAAAGCCAGGUCGAAAUCCCCGAGUCCAGACUAUCCUCCUGCAGAGAGCUUGACCGAAGAACAGCUUGCCAGACCGUCCGAGCCCUAUGCCCGGUUGAUCUACGACAUCUUGCUUGACAUCCACCCGAAGGCUCUUCCUUUGAAGCAGAUCUACCGAGCUUUGAAGCUGAAAUUCCCAUUCUUUGUACACCGAGUGGACUCGGAAGGAUGGCAAAGUAGCGUCCGACAUAACCUGAACCAAGAAUGGAACAAGCUCUUCGAAAAGGGCGAGAAGGAAGGCAAAGGAUUUGCGUGGAAAGCGAUCCCUGGGGCCCUACAGCCUCAAGCGGAAAGAAGACGAGCAGCCCAGCAAGCAGCAGCCUCCAAACCAAAGCCCACACCGGCACCACGUCAAAAUGUACCCCAAGGCCCCCCUCAAAUGUUGAACUGGCAAAACAGCACACCAUAUCCUCAACAGAACGGGAUGCCUCCCCAAGGACAUCAUCCGCCUUUCUAUGGGCAAGGUCCGCAUGGAUCCAUGCCGCCGCCCUCAAAUGGCAUGCCGUGGCCGGCUCCGCCAGGGGGGAUGCCACCGUCGACUCCAGCAUAUCCUGCGGGUCAGAAUCGUUCUUUCUAUCCACCGUCCCCAGCAGGACAAUCACCCUUUCCACCACAACAUCAACAUUUUCAAUCAGGCCCUGCACAUUCCGUUCAACAUUCAAGUCAGGGGUCUCAUCCGACACCAAGUGCUGUCGCGACACCAGCAUCAGCAUCCGCACCACUCAUUCCCACCAGCUCUUCUGCGUCGCGGAACAUGCCUUGCACCUUAGACGGUCUCAUCACUAUCAAGAAGUUCGAGAGUGCCAUGCUCGAGCAGGUCCACCCCGCAAGAAUUGAGCAUUGGCAAAGGAUCUUUGCAUCCGCCACGCGAAGAUUGCUUCACGGCCACCCUGAGUCUCUAAUGCCAGGUGGCCACACUAUCGAAGAGGAGACGAUCAUGGGACACAUUCGGGAUUUUAUCCGGCGUUUCAAGAAUCCCAACUUCGCAGGGUUCUCGCGGACCGGCUCGCCUGCGCCCGCUAGCGUGAUCAAUGCCAGCAGGCGAAACAGCACACCCCACACUGCAUCACCUACAACCACUACAUCAGGUGCUCCUCAAGGUGCUUCAUCAGGAAUGGCAAACCCUGCUCCGAAAGUCCAAGCAGCACAAAGUGAGCCUUCAACAUCCUCGGCGAGCAAGGAGGUGGAGGGCAUUCAGCAGCCGACGUCGACGCCCCCGGCUGAUUCUCAAUCAGUCAUCCAGGGUGCGAUGUCCCAAGCUUGA
Molecule: messenger RNA, 3159 nt
Organism: Cladophialophora bantiana CBS 173.52
Lineage: Eukaryota; Fungi; Ascomycota; Eurotiomycetes; Chaetothyriales; Herpotrichiellaceae
Exons: 1
Coding region: 1-3159 (1052 amino acids)
Biological process (GO): regulation of ribosomal protein gene transcription by RNA polymerase II
Cellular component (GO): nucleus
Molecular function (GO): DNA-binding transcription factor activity; protein binding; sequence-specific DNA binding
Source: RefSeq, a predicted model, not a curated record